Messenger RNA from Sphenostylis stenocarpa, 171 nucleotides. NCBI's taxonomy places the organism in Eukaryota, Viridiplantae, Streptophyta, Magnoliopsida, Fabales, Fabaceae. The record is from the annotation of a GenBank genome assembly.
AGGAAGCGGAUGGCCGUCCACUUAAGGCAGACGGCCGUCCAAGGGUGGCCGUUGGGACCAGAUGGUCGUCCAAGGGUAGCCGUUGGGGGCAGACGGCCAUCCACCCUACCCAAACGGUCGUCCAUGAGCGACCGUUAGGGGCAGAUGGCUGUCCAACUACACCAGACAGCC